AUGCCUCUCUCUCUCUGUGUCUCUCUUCUGGGCCUUAGGAUACCACCAACCUGCAUGGCCGGGAAACCGGAAUGGUUUAGUAGCAGCGGUGUUGUCGUUGCUACUUUGCUAAGCAUGCUGGUUCUGGUGUUCUUCAUCAUCCAUGGAGGAGCCACAACUAUGUACGAUUAUCGUCAGCCCGCGGCUGCGAUUAAGGAGAAAGGGAUGUGCCUCCUCUCUAUCUAUCAUGGAUUUCUCCCUCCAGCAUCCAUUGGCAGCCCUUGUCCCUGGACCUCCUUCAUCGAAACAAGCGGCGGAACGGGCGGCGCCCCUUUCGGGCGCACCAGAGAAACCCCAGCGCGCUUCUUUAGCACGAACUAUCCCGACGAGAAAGAGGUCUCCGCUCUCUCACUCCCUUUUCCUAUUGAUGGCUAA
This is a messenger RNA of Cryphonectria parasitica EP155, 414 nucleotides long. RefSeq lists its product as uncharacterized. The transcript has 4 exons. Bases 1 to 414 code for a protein of 137 amino acids. The record is from RefSeq and is a predicted model, not a curated record. NCBI's taxonomy places the organism in Eukaryota, Fungi, Ascomycota, Sordariomycetes, Diaporthales, Cryphonectriaceae.